UCAUUGCAGAUCUAUCGUUGCCUUUUGCUCCUCGGCGCAGUGUCCUCGGGGAACGUCGCGGGCGACAGAUUAGAAUCGCACCGGGACACGGUCGUGGUGAAUUUCCAUCGCAGAUACAAUGUCUCCAAAGUAGCGAUACUCCGCAACGAGGCUUAUCUGCCCCCGGCGAGCGUGCCGGAUCCCGCACUGCCGGAAGUGAUCGAUAACAGAGCGCGAAACGUGGUAGCGGCGACGAACGAGACCAGAAACUACCCCAGCGUGUUGUAUCUUCCCGAGCGGGAUUUCUUGCGAGCUCUCACGCGCAAAGGCUCGCAGGACGUGAGAUAUCCGCAGUAUCCUCAUCACCGUCGACCCGGCCCUCCGCAAGGCAAACACUCUCGGCAAACCACAACGCGGUCUCCUCUUCUUCCUCCCCCUCCCCCUUCCGCCCCUACACCACCUGUCGUCGCCGCUGGAGCACCGCUGUCGACCCCGGCGAAUCGCAUCAGCAUAGAAGAGAUGUCCUGCCAGGACGCAGGGGACGAGUUAUUCUUCAGAGCAUCCGUCAAAAUAGCGAAGAGCUCGGCUCCGCCGGUAGUAGACAACGUGAUGGGUGAAGCCUGCCAUGCGAUAGCAGCCGGGGACUCUUAUCGCAUUAAUUUGGAGAGGGAUCAGUUCUGGGACUGCGGAGUCGUUGAUUGUUCCACGGACGGCGAGCAAUCUUACUGCCUCGACCUAAGAUUCCCCCUGAUCUCCGGGCUGCGAUUGAAGGACGACUACAGGGUGACGCUGCGAUGUAAGACUCAAGAUAGAGUCGCGUAUCGCACGAAGCGGAUCAACGUGAAGACCUUGGAAGCGAAGGCGAGGAACGUACCGAACGUAUUGGACGGCGGCUUCAAGAACGUGGCCUUGGACGUUGAUGUGGGGCUCUUCAGGAAGACCCACGGCUCGGACAACAUCUUUGACACGAGGAUACAGCCGGGCGGCACGGUCGUCCUCGGCGAGGACAUUCUGCUGCGCGUGUUGGUCAACGCUGACGACGGUUGGAAGUACUCGAGGAUGGGCCAAGUGACGGUGCAUUACGUGGAGGUGAGGCAGCAGCAGAACGUCGUCAACAGCCUGUGGAUCCUCGACAAGGACGGCUGCCUAAACGCGGACGUGCGCGAGAUCUGCCCGCGGGAACAAUACGCGGCGUCGCCGUUGGAAAGCUACUUGCUGUUCCAAGCGUUCAUGUUCGAGGGCAUGAAGGAGACCGACGAGAUUUUCUUGACGGUGAGGGCCACAGCGUGCCUGGAGCUCGCGGACUGCAGCCUCGAUUGUCCCGCUGGCCACGUCAGGCGCGCCAGGAGGAGCGCUACGGAUCGGAACAACACGCUCGAGUGGCGGGACGAUAUAGCCCUGCGAGUGGUCUUGCCGAAGUACGGCUGGCGAGCCCCGCAGAGUUAUUAUUUGGGGUUCUUCUUGGCGGCCUGCGUCUUGCUCGCGCUCACGAUCGCGUCGCUCUGGCUCAUCAAAGUUUCGUCUCGCCAGAGGACAACGAGAACCUGAGUACUCUUAACAUGCUCCAGCUACUUGCAUCGAGGUCGGGGUGGUUGCUUUUCUCAAACAGCUCUCGGCCCGUUCGAGGAAGCAGCUCCUCCAGAGAUCAGAAGAGAAUCGCGUGCGAAAUUAUACAGGGUGUCCGGGAUCUUUUGGAGACGAAAAAUUGUGAAGAUUAAUCGGAUGAAACUGAGAAGAAAAGUCAAGUACCAUCUUGCAAAAAUCACGAUAAAUAUUAGUGAUUGAAAAUUACUACAUCUAGAGGAUCUUUUAAUAUCGAUAACUUGAAAAUUUGCGUACCUAUUUGCAAAAUGGUACACGACUUUUCUUCUUAGUUUGAUCAGUUUAAUCCUCGCAAUUUCUCGUCUCCAAAAAAUCCCGGACACUCUGUAUACGUACGCGUAAAUUAGGGUG
Molecule: messenger RNA, 1932 nt
Organism: Harpegnathos saltator (Jerdon's jumping ant)
Lineage: Eukaryota; Metazoa; Arthropoda; Insecta; Hymenoptera; Formicidae
Exons: 4
Source: RefSeq, a predicted model, not a curated record